This is a messenger RNA of Macrobrachium nipponense, 2186 nucleotides long. Its product is annotated as cellular tumor antigen p53-like. Gene Ontology annotation, biological process: regulation of DNA-templated transcription. The transcript is spliced from 6 exons. NCBI's taxonomy places the organism in Eukaryota, Metazoa, Arthropoda, Malacostraca, Decapoda, Palaemonidae. Bases 71 to 1786 code for a protein of 571 amino acids. The record is from RefSeq and is a predicted model, not a curated record. Gene Ontology annotation, molecular function: DNA-binding transcription factor activity; transcription cis-regulatory region binding. Gene Ontology annotation, cellular component: nucleus.
GCUAAAAAGCGUGCAGUUGUGUAGUUGAAAGUCUCGGAACGACUUAUUGAGGUUGUUGAAUUCUCCAAAUAUGGUCAAGAAACUGAAAAUCGACGACAGCGAUCAGGGACAACAACAACCCUUCCAGCAACAGCAACAGCAACAACAACAACAGCAACAGCAACAGCAGCAGCAACCUUAUCUUCAGCAGCAACAGCAGUUACAACAAACGGUCCCAACACAAGGUCCUAAAACAAAUUUCGAAGAUAAUUUAAUCACCAAUCAAGGAGCUUCUGGUAAUACCAUCAUCCAGCAAGAUCUUUUUCAGACUCUUUUAACUUCGACUAACGAUGUUACUUCUCGAUUCCAAAACUCCUCGAUAUCUACAAGCCAACAAUUCAUCCCGCCCUGUCAGCAGCAAUCGGCACAAAAUAAUAUGACGAACAUUUCUAGCACUUUUAGCAAUAGUGCAGCCUCUCUCUCGAGUGCAAACCAUUUCUUAACGAUGAAAACUGCACAAUAUGUCCCUGGGCCUCCUCUUCAUCACCCAUCAACGAAUGCAGCCCCUAACAGCAACUCAUAUUCUCUGGAAACAACACAAAGUGCUCUUACUGCAAACCAAAGUAACAAUAUGUAUAAUCACUGUGAUCAACCUUCAACAAGUGCUAGUAACUUAGCACCCACUUAUAGUCAUAACCUUCCAGUUACUUCAGCACUACCUACGAGUUUCCAGUCAAAGGGUUCCGUAGCAAUCUAUAAACCUCCAGAAGGCGGUGCCCCGCCAUCUAUUCGAGAUAGCAUGUAUUCCUCCCGGAUGACAACUUACCAAGUUGGUAAUGAGUGGGCUGUGCCCAAAAGCUAUACGGAAAACGAAGGAGGCAACAGAUCUGACAGGGGUCACACCGACAUCGAUGAGCUCAUCCAAGGAAAAGGCAUAGAACCCAGUAGAGGGCCUCCAGUAGCACAGUUCCCACAAAGAAACAGUUUCAUUGGUAUAUACGGCCUCCACGUUAUAUUUCCUGGAGAGUCACCCAAAUUAGUGCUAAAAGAAGAUGCCUAUGGUAACCGUCACCUUUUCACGGAAUUAGACCAUUGCAUUACCACCGUUGUCAGACACUCCGCAGAUUACUCGGCAGCCAUGAGGUUUCUUAUUGUGUUCUCUAAGGACUGUGAAGCCACGCAGCCUGUUUUCCCAUGCAAGAAUCACCAGAAGCCAGAACAUCCUAAUCAUAUGUUGGAAGUUAGGUCUGGAUCUGGCACAACCAUUUGGGAGGAAGAACCACACCCAUCGAUCGUUGUACCACCAUCACCAUCCUCAGAAGGGAAAUACAGCGUCCAGCUGAAGUUCUUGUGCCGUAACUCAUGCAUCAUGAGGAAAAAUCUGACGUUGAUUUGCCAGUUAGAAAGAGAAGGACAAGUUGUGGGACGUCAAUGCUUGGAACUGAAGAUUAGUGCCUGUCCAAGACGUGAUGCCAAGGUGUCAAAGAAUAAAGAGGUGCCAGAAAUAGAUACAGUAGAUGGUGCAAUGGGGUCUGAACAAGUACAAUUAGGCGGAAUACUAACACCAAACGAUACUCUGUCAACGAACACUUCCGUUUUGUCAACGAACACUUCAGUUUUUUCAAUUGUCACACAGUCUAUCAAUCAGUCUAUUAAUGAGGCGGUCUCAUCUGCUCUGGAAUCCGGAAGAAGAGCUGCUUACUUUGCCUACAUGGAAAAAAGGUUCCAAGAGCUUCAGCCUGAAGACUAUGCCAGUGCAAAGGCUGAUUUCGACCGCUGGUGGGACUCGCCUAAGGACGUCAUUUAAAAUUCUACACUUCAAAAAACAUAAGCCAUCGGCCCAGAAUAGGAAGUUUUUAGCCAUGUGCAUGACAUAUGGAAUAAUGCUUUACAGAUAAGAAUAUGACUUACUGCAUAUAUAUGCGAUCAAUUUACGAACGAUGGGGUAUGUCUUUUCUAAGAAUAGUUAGGAACUUCAAAGCAACCUUUGUAUUCAAGAAAUUAAACUUAAGUAUAAAAAAGACAGUUGUUAUUUGGCUAGAAGUUCUAGUUUUAUCAAUUACCAUGAACAUUGAUGGCCAACUGAUCAUUAUUAAAGGUUAACAUAAUAUCUUCCACAUUUUAUGUUAUAGUAAAACAAAAUACUUGAUUCCUAGUCGUGACUUUUUAGUUUAUAAAAUGAACACCGAUUAAAGUUAUAUAAAAUA